AGACUGGGAUAUGGGGAAAGAAAUUCUGAAAGCACUUUGAUAUUAUCAUUUGGUAUCAAUGCCAGGGGAAUAAUAUGGAUGCAACCAUCAAGAGAUGAGCUCAGCUUGUAGGUCUCCAGACUGAACUAGGUGGACCUUUCAUUGGCUUUCCCAGGACUGUUCUUCCAUUUGGCUUUCUUCUUCUUUGGAUCCUGAUGCUAAGCAGAUGCUCCUAGCACCAGCCCAGUAGAAGUAGCCAAUCUCAGCUGGCUGGCCAUGGAGGUGAGUCAGAAAGUUCUCCGUUCCUUAAACUUGGGGAACAAAGCCUCGAGGAGUUAUUGGCACUCCUGACCUUGGUUCUUGCCAAACAAAUACCAACCAGUGGUUGUAUCAGGGCCUUUGCUCUGGGGAGUGAAAUAGUUUCCUUUCUGGAAAACCUCAGAGCAUAAAGCUCAACUCUGUUUCCACUCCAAAGUAAUUCCAAGAAGUCUUUCUCUUUCUUUCCAGGCUCUUUAAAUAUUGAUGUCAUCUGCAAAUACCAUAGGUUCACCUUACUACUUCUUAAGAGGAGACCAGUUCUCUGCUUCAGAGGCUUAAGCUAAGAAGCCCUCUGUUCUUAAGAUAAAAAGAGGCCACGGUUGUUUCAGUUUAAGUGACCUGGUCAGCCAUCUGGCUCAGCGUUUGGGUGUUUGUUUGCUUAAGCCAAUUACUUUUUUUUUUUUUAAGGCUCCAGGUAUUAUAUGAAAUACACAUACAAGGAGGUAGGACUAAUUAGGGUCAACCUGUCUAAAUGGGUUUCUGGGCAUGUUCUCAAAAUGACCAGUUCCAAAAAAGGGUGGGGUAAGAUGGAAUUCAGCCGUCUUAAGCACGAGCCUGCCCUGAGUUCACCCAAAGAAGCCAUGGUCAAAAGCAGGAGAAAGCCAGACCAAUCCAGGCAUGUAUUUGAAGAUUAUUUGUUUCCAGAAUGUACGUUAAUUGUCACGUCGUCUGUGUGUGUGUCAUUUCAGGUGCUCUCACAGUUGGCCUUGUGCGACAGUGUCAAACCAUUCAUGGACGUGACAGGACCUGCAUUCCUCCACGGCUGCCCCCUGAGUGGAUCACGACUUUAUUUUUCAUCAUCAUGGGAAUCAUUUCACUGACUGUCACUUGUGGUUUGCUAGUGGCUUCUCACUGGCGAAGGGAAGCGACAAAAUACGCACGCUGGAUAGCAUUCACUGGAAUGAUCCUUUUCUGUAUGGCAGCCUUAAUAUUCCCCAUAGGAUUUUACAUCAACGAAGUGGGAGGCCAGCCUUAUAAACUUCCGAACAACACAGUGGUCGGCUCAUCUUACGUACUGUUUGUUUUAUCUAUUUUCUUUACGAUAGUGGGACUUCUGUUUGCUGGCAAAGUGUGUUUACCUGGCUGACGAAUGUCUCAAUACUUUUUCGUAUGGUCAUGAAGGAGAAUAGGACGUCUCACGCAUUCUCGGGAAGAUGGUAGUGUCGGGCCGUCGCAGUCUUACCAGAACGAGGAGGUUUCUCUGUUCUCACUAUGCACUUUGGAUUUUUUUUUUAAAUUUUAUUAUUAUUAUUGUUAUUAUUGUUAUUAUUAUUCCUUUUUAUGGAGAGUCUUUCCCAUAACCAAAUACAGACGACCACGACUCAUCUCUUCAGCAUCUGGAUGUGGUCAGGUGUGCACUGUGAUAGGACCUCGUGUGGAAGAAGAAUUAUUUUCUACACUCAACAGCAUUAUUCGCUUUCCCCCCAUUCCUGCCAACUCCCUCUGCAUCACCGUACUGUACCCUUUUAAAUAUCUGACAAUAUUGAAAGUCUCAAAAGUAUUUAUGCACUUUGGUUGACCGGGCGUUUGCCAAGGGUGGGGCUGGCCUCACCCUCUUUCAGAUUUAGCAUCUUCCUUCUAUGAUAGGCAAGAAGCAUUUGCCAUCAACCCUUCACCCCCACACCCACGCACACAAGAGAGCAGUCUCACGUUAGCGGCACCCCGAAGCCUGUAGAUCAAAAGACAUUUUUGGAAACCUGUUACGAGGACCCAUCCGCUCGCCACCACUGUAGUUGUCACCACCUCCCUGUGACUUUAGGAAACACCAGGAACAUUGGUGGGGUGGGAUUGAGAAUUCUUCCAUAUAUAUUUAUAUCUGUGUGUGUGUGUGUGUGUGUGUGUGUGCACGCGUGUGUGUAUGUGUGUAUUUAUCUGUAUGAUGCAGUACACCGAAUGUCUAUGUAUGUGUGUUUACACACAAGCACGCACAUAUGCAUACAUGCCUACCGACACAAGCGAAACACUGUGGUGUGCAACACUAGAACUUGCAAAGGAAAAGGAAACAAAGAAAGGAAAGCCAUUUCUUUGAAGGCUGCAUCGCUGAGAAAGUCUUCAGUAUACCUCAUUCUCUGUAGCAGCCCUUGAUUUUGACAGGUUUUUGUAAUAGGUACCAACAGCUCCAUGCCUUUCUAAGUGCAGUUUUAAGUUAAGCUACGAGGGUUGUUGUUCCUUCUCCUCCUCCAUCUCUUCCUUCUCCUCCUCUGUAGGGUAACUUAUUUCUAUAUUGAUGGUCAAAGAUGAAAUCAUGUCUGUCUUUUGAAAGAUCUGACCCCAGCGAUGGGAAAUUAAACCCAUAAUUUAAUCAGUGUAAA
This is a messenger RNA of Python bivittatus (Burmese python), 2609 nucleotides long. Lineage: Eukaryota; Metazoa; Chordata; Lepidosauria; Squamata; Pythonidae. The record is from RefSeq and is a predicted model, not a curated record.